Messenger RNA from Aspergillus niger, 672 nucleotides. RefSeq lists its product as hypothetical. Bases 1 to 672 code for a protein of 223 amino acids. NCBI's taxonomy places the organism in Eukaryota, Fungi, Ascomycota, Eurotiomycetes, Eurotiales, Aspergillaceae. The record is from RefSeq and is a predicted model, not a curated record. The transcript is spliced from 5 exons.
AUGAAUGAAGAAGAGUGGUACACAGAAGUGUUUCUGAAUGGGAUUGGUAAUAGAGUCGGAACGGUGUCAAGGGCAGCGAGGAUAACUCUCUCGUUCUCUUUCUCUCUCUCAAGGCCAGAUCAGUUCCUGUCGCAAGGGGAGAUUCACCUCGGCGGGCAUUGGAGCGAUGAUUGGUUGCCAGGGGUGGCGAUCAGCUGCAGCUCCCGUGAUGGGGCUUUGCCCUGCAUAAUAACUACAAAUGGAUAUGAGAUUUGGUCUACUAGGACUGCUGCAACUUGGCAGAGUGACAAACAACAGAAGUUUUGUUUGAAAUGUAGUGCAGCGGCGGUUUCUCAGACAACGGAAUUUGAUCGCGGGGAAGAUUCAGCAGCAGGGGUAGCUGGAGUGGAAGGACUCGGAUCAUGUGACCGUUCUGGACUGGCCAGAAUCCGUAGGAAAGAAAAGAACAAGAAUGGAAGAAUGGAAAAUCCAUCGAAAUUCUCCGAAGAGAACGAAAGAGGAGAAACAAUACUGUCCAGCGUCAUUAUGACGGCCUCUAUUCUGCCCAAUUCCAUGGCACUUCCUACACUUCCUACUAUCUACAGAACCUCAGGUUACGAAUUGAAGAGGGGGGAUUGGGCGACAGUCCAUUGGAAUUCAUCCUUUGGAAAACAGUUUAGUAUCUGGAGAUAA